AAAAUUUGUGUAGCAGAUAGAUGAGGAACCAACAAAAAAGGGUCUCAGGAUCUGGCACACGUUAUCUCAGACUUAGUGUCCAUCCACCACAGCUGACCCUUUCCGGACCUGACUCCACCCCUGAGGGACGCAGUUCAACCUUGACCAAUGACUUUUAAGUACCAUGGAGAAUAGGGGGCAGAACUUCAGCAGUAAAGAAUAAAAGGCCACACAGAGAAGCAGCCGCACAUAUCUGCUUCCGACACAGCUACAAUCACCAGCAAGCUCUCAGACCUGACAUCAUGGUGCAUUUUACUGCUGAGGAGAAGGCUGCCAUCACUAGCCUGUGGGGCAAGAUGAAUGUGGAAGAGGCUGGAGGUGAAGCCUUGGGCAGACUCCUCGUUGUAUACCCCUGGACCCAGAGAUUUUUCGACAACUUUGGAAACCUGUCCUCUCCCUCUGCCAUCCUGGGCAACCCCAAGGUCAAGGCCCAUGGCAAGAAGGUGCUGACUUCCUUUGGAGAUGCUAUUAAAAACAUGGACAACCUCAAGACCACCUUUGCUAAGCUAAGUGAGCUGCACUGUGACAAGCUGCAUGUGGAUCCUGAGAACUUCAGGCUUCUGGGUAACGUGUUGGUGAUUAUUCUGGCUACUCACUUUGGCAAGGAGUUCACUCCUGAAGUGCAGGCUGCCUGGCAGAAGCUGGUGUCUGCUGUGGCCAUUGCCCUGGGCCACAAGUACCACUGAGUUAUCUUCCAGUUUGCCAGUGUUCCUGUGACCCUGACACCCUCCUUCUGCACAUGAAUACUGGGCUUAGCCUUGAGAGGAAGGCUUCUGUUUAAUAAAGUACAUUUGCUUCAGUAAUCAAAAA
Molecule: messenger RNA, 849 nt
Organism: Callithrix jacchus (white-tufted-ear marmoset)
Lineage: Eukaryota; Metazoa; Chordata; Mammalia; Primates; Cebidae
Gene: HBE1
Product: hemoglobin subunit epsilon 1
Biological process (GO): hydrogen peroxide catabolic process; oxygen transport
Cellular component (GO): haptoglobin-hemoglobin complex; blood microparticle; hemoglobin complex
Molecular function (GO): heme binding; hemoglobin alpha binding; organic acid binding
Source: RefSeq, a predicted model, not a curated record